Messenger RNA from Rasamsonia emersonii CBS 393.64, 1065 nucleotides. RefSeq names its product Phytanoyl-CoA dioxygenase family protein. The record is from RefSeq and is a predicted model, not a curated record. Bases 1 to 1065 code for a protein of 354 amino acids. Lineage: Eukaryota; Fungi; Ascomycota; Eurotiomycetes; Eurotiales; Trichocomaceae. The transcript is spliced from 3 exons.
AUGGCUGCCAACGGGACUGUCACCCCCCAACAGCUCGAAGAGGCAAAAGCCAAGUUCAAGGAGGAUGGAUGGGCGGUAAUCCCCAACGUGAUUGACGCGGAGAAGACCAAGGAGGUGCUGGAUCGCCUCUGGAAGGCCAAGGAGGAGAGUGAGCGUCGAGGCGACCCUACGCGCCUGGAAUGGCUCGACCCCAACGAGAGCAACGUCCGUGUUUUCUACCUGAUGGAACUGGACCCCAUCUUCCGGGAAUUGAUCCAGCAUCCGGUGGCCAUUGAGAUGGUGCAGUCGGCGCUGGGAAAGAACUUCCUCGUCUCCAACUUCACCGCCAACAUUGCGCGCCCCGGGUCCAAGUCCAUGGGCCUGCACUCGGAUCUCUCGCUGCAGUGCCCCGACCCGUGGCUGUCGACGUGGGGUCUGAAUGUCAUCUGGUGCCUGACGGACAUCUACUACGAGAACGGAGCGACGCUGUACAUCCCAGGCAGCCAUCACUGGAAAACCAGGGCGGACGUCCCGCCGGACGAAGAAGCGAAGAAGAUGCUGGUGCCGUUCGAGGCCAAGGCCGGUUCCAUCGUGGUGAUGGACGGCCGCCUCUGGCACACCUCCGGGUGCAACAUCACCAAGGACGUCGAUCGAGCGCUCCUGUUCGGGGCAUACAACGCGCCUUUCCUGCGCGGCCAGGUCAAUUGGGCCGUGGGUCUGUCGGAGGAGACGAAAGCCACGUUGAGCCCGCAGCUGCGGGAGUGGCUGGGGGUCAACCGGGACGGCAACCUUGGAGUGGUAACGGGUGUAAACGAUGUGUUUGUCGAAGAUCCAAACUACUGCAUGCCGGUUGGAAAUCAAGAGGAGGGAUCAGUCCUCCGUGCAGUGCCGGCAGACGGCUCAACGUUGUGGGUGAAGUCUGGACAACGGAUGGACUCCGUAACAUUCACGCCAAUUCCUAUUCCUCUGUCGUUGGCUGCUUCGCUGCAGUGGGGUUGGCCUGGUGAGCUGGCGCGGCAGCUAAACGGGGCGGGAAGAUCGUCUACAAUUUUAAAUCUUAACACGGCGCUGUUAAGGGCCGGAUGA